AUGUACUUGAAUAAAGAUGAUGAAAAAGACGAAGAGGAGGAGGAUAGCGAUGAUGAAGAAGAAAAAGAGCAGACACGAAAGAAAUCAAAAAAGAGAAAAGGUUCCGAAAAUGGAUUUAGUGCGCAAGACGAACAAUUAAUGAUGUUGACGAGGAAAUUGAUUGAAAUUCGUUCCAUUCUUAUGUCUAUCGACCAUAACGAAACCUUAAAGUUGCCUAGUAUCGUCGUCAUAGGCUCACAAAGUUCAGGCAAAAGCUCUGUAUUAGAAGCUAUUGUUGGGCAUGAAUUUCUUCCAAAAGGAAGCAAUAUGGUGACAAGAAGACCAAUUGAAUUAACACUGAUCUACACUCCAAAUCAAGAGGAAGAGUAUGGCGAGUUUCCCCAAUUAGGCUUAGGAAAGAUACACGAUUUCAAAAAGAUUCAAAAGACUUUGGUCGAUAUGAAUCUCGCUGUUUCGGAAGCUGAAUGUGUUUCGGACCAGCCUAUUGAGCUUCGUAUCUACUCUCCCAAUGUUCCAGAUUUGACGUUGAUCGAUUUACCUGGCUAUAUACAAAUUUCGAAUCGUAAUCAACCUGAAACACUGAAGAAGAGAAUCGAAGAGUUAUGUGAAAAAUACAUUAGAGGACCGAAUAUUAUACUUGCUGUUUGCAGUGCAAAUGUUGAUUUAGCCAAUUCUCCAGCUUUAAAAGCGAGCAGGAAGUGGGAUCCUUUGGGUUUACGAACCAUAGGCGUGAUCACGAAGAUGGAUCUUGUACCUGCGGAAGUCGGUGCGUCUAUUCUACGAAAUACUGAUUAUCCUUUACAUCUUGGUUACAUUGGUGUUGUAUGUAGGGCACCAAACAAUGUGAAAGACGUGAAUAUGACAAACGCAUUGAUAAAGAAUGAGGAGGCCUUUUUCAGGAGCAGUAUGAUAUUUGAUCAAAGGGACAUUCAAGUGGGCACAUCAAAUCUACGUAAUAAGUUGAUGAAUGUUUUAGAGCAGAGUAUGGGAAAAUCAUUGUACAGUAUUGUAGAUGCAGUGCAACGAGAGUUAGAGGAAGCCAGAUAUCAAUUCAAAGUGCAAUACAAUGAUAGAAGGGUUACAGCGGAAUCGUAUGUCGCAGAAACAAUGGAUAGUUUGAAGCACGAUUUUAAGGAUUUUGCAAACAAUUUUGGUAAACCGCAAGUCCGUCAUGAAGUACGGUCGAUGCUAGAACAACGGGUACUUGACAUUUGCGCAGAGCAGUAUUGGAGCGAUAAGAAAAUAACAGAGUUACCAAAAGCAUUACCAGACGAUAUUUACUGGUUGUACAAAGUCGAUUUUGCUGCUGCAGCUUUAACGAAAAGUGGCAUAGGAAGGGCCACGACCCAGUUGGUUGUUGAUGUUCUACUACAUAAUAUGGAUAGAUUGGCAAAUGCAGAGCCUUUCAAAUAUCACCCUGAGACACGAAAGCAGAUCAUGAAUUUUACAAGCGAAAUAUUGAGAUCAAAGUUCUUAACGACUAGCGACCAAGUUGAAAACACGAUAAAGCCAUACAAAUACGAGGUAGAGGUAACUGACAGCGAAUGGAAUGAUGGUGUAAAACGUUCUAUUAUUCUGUUAGAAAAAGAGUUAGAAAUGUGUGAAGCAAUGUCCAACUCCAUCAAGAAUUCCAUUGGGAAGAAAAAGUUGAAAAGUGCUAUCAACUACCUAUUAGAAAAAGAGAAAGACGAGCAUCGACGCGAAGAAAGUGCGAAAAAUUUGCAUGACAAUGAACAUCAACAGCAGCAAGUAUUAUCACUUGAAGAUGAAGACGAAGAAGAGGAAGUCGUGAAAUCCUUCUAUAAUCCAAAGCUAUUAGAAAAAGCCAAAGAUGCGAUUUAUUUACGUGAUAGAUCGAUGAUACUCAAAUAUAGAUUAGCAGCCUUGAAAAGUAGACAAUGCAAGAGUUCUGAAAACAAGCAAUAUUGCCCAGAAGCAUUUCUCAAUGUGGUGGCGGAAAAGUUAACUUAUACGGCUGUCAUGUUUAUUCAGGUUGAAUUGCUGAACGAAUUUUUCUUUCAGUUUCCUCGAGAAGUGGACAACAGACUUGUAUACAUUAUGGAUCGGAAGCAAAUCCAACAGUUUGCGAAAGAGAAUCCAUCGAUUCAGAAACAUUUGGACCUUUUGGAGCGCAAAAUGAAACUUGAAGAGGUCAUGGAUAAGCUGAAUUAUCUAGUUAAACGACAAGCCGAUAGACAGGGCCAUACUACUUCUUCAAAUACUUCACGGUAUCACUCAUAUAUUUGA
Messenger RNA from Mycotypha africana, 2247 nucleotides. Its product is annotated as P-loop containing nucleoside triphosphate hydrolase protein. Gene Ontology annotation, molecular function: GTP binding; GTPase activity; microtubule binding. Lineage: Eukaryota; Fungi; Mucoromycota; Mucoromycetes; Mucorales; Mycotyphaceae. The transcript is spliced from 4 exons. The coding region runs from base 1 to 2247 and encodes 748 amino acids. The record is from RefSeq and is a predicted model, not a curated record. Gene Ontology annotation, cellular component: cytoplasm; membrane; microtubule.